AUGGAUGGAGAGGAGGAGAGCUCGCCGGAGCCGGCGUCCCCUGGGGUCUGGCCCCGUCGGCGCCGCCGGCUGCUGUCCCAGAGGCCCCGGGUUCGAGUCCCGGCUCCCGCAGCGGGAUCCGGCGCCCCCCGCUGGCCCGCGGGCGCCCGCGAUGGAGAAGGAGGACGGAGCGGCGGUGGGCGCCGCCCUCGGGGCCCGGCCGCGCGCCCCCGCCCCCGUCAGCGCCGCCGCCCUGCGGGUCCUGGAGGCCCACGGAGCCCUGGGGCGGAGGCCCGCGGCCGAGCGAGCCUCGGGGGCGCCAGGCCCGGGCAGGGGGCGCCUGGGGCGGGUCCCCGCAGCCCAGCCCCCAGGCCCGCGGCUUCCGGGAGGGGAGAGCGGGUCGCCGCGAGGACGCCAGGGCCCGGCGGCGGCGUCACCAGACCGGGCCUCGCUGCCCUGAGGGGACCCCAGCCCCCCAGUAAGGAACCCGCGGUCCGCGCCAAAGCCCCGGACACCCCCAAGAGGACCGGCCCGAGCUACGGAACCCGGAGAGACGCUCUGGGGGCCGCCUCGGGAGCCCCCUCCCCGCCAGCGCCCGUCGCUCCGUCGGGGGACCCCAAUACCCAGCGCCCGGCCGCGCCCCCGACGGCCCAGGCCCCCCGGAGACCAAACGCCGCCCCGGAGCCCAGCCCGGCCGCCAGGGGGCGCCCCGGUCCCCGCUCCCCUGCUCGUCCCGGGGCCCCCCAAUCCUCCCCGGCCCGUCCCGGGGCUCCCCAAACCGCCCCCGCCCGCCCCGGGGCCACCCAAACCGCCCCCGCCCGCCCCGGGGCACCCCAAACCUCCCCUGCUCGUCCCGGGGCCCCCAAACCGCCCCGGCUCGUUCCGGGGCCCCCAAACGGCCCCGGCCCAUCCCGGGGCCCCCAAAACGCCCCGGCCCGUCCCGGGGCCCCCCAAAACGCCCCGGCCCGUCCCGGGGCCCCCAAACCUCCCCCGCCCGCCCCGGGGCCCCCAAUCCUCCCCCACCCGCCCCGGGGCACCCCAGAACUCCCUCGCCCGCCCCGGGGCCACCCAGAACUCCACCUCCCGCCGAGGGGUCCCCCAAACUGCCCCCGCCCGUCCCGGGGCCCCCCAAACCGCCCCCACUCGCCAAGGGGACCCCCAAACCGCCUCGGCCCGCCCCGGGGCCCCCCAGAACUCCCCGGACCGCCCCGGGGACCCCCAGGCCGCUCCCAAAACCUCUCUUGGGGCCCCCAAACCUCCCCCAACAGCCCCGGGGUCCCCCAAACCUCCCCCACUCGCCCAGGGGACCCGCAAGCCGCCCUGGCCCACCCCGGGGACCCCGAGGCCGCCCCUAAAACCUCCCCUGGGGCCCCCCAAACCUCCCCCAACAGCCCCAGGGUCCCCCACGGACCCCCCGGCAGCCCCCCGACAUCCCCAGACCCGCCCCCGGCUUCUCGCACCGAGGACACGCCCCUCCCCGCCGGCCACGCCCACCGGGCGGGCUCUCGGGGCCCCGCCCUCCUCAUCUGCAUCCCCACCCCUGGCCCCGCCCCCAUCAUCUGCAUCCCCGGCCCUGGCCCCGCCCCCACCAUCUGCAUCCCCGGCCCUGGCCCCGCCCCCACCAUCUGCAUCCCCAGCCCUAGCCCCGCCCCAAUCUUCUGCAUCCCCAGCCCUGGCCCCGCCCUCCUCAUCUGCAUCUCCACCCCUGGCCUCACCCCCAUCAUUUGCAUCCCCGGCUCUGGCCCCGCCCUCACCAUCUGCAUCCCCAACCGUGGCCCCACCCCCGUCAUCUGCAUCUCCACCCCUGGCCUCGCCCUCCUCAUCUGCAUCUCCAUCCCUGGCCCCGUCCUCCUCAUCUGCAUCCCCACCCGUGGCCCCGCCCUCCUCAUCUGCAUCCCCACCCCUGGCCCCGCCCCUCUCUUCUGCAUCUCCAUCCCUGGCCCCGCCCUCCUCAUCUGCAUCUCCACCCCUGGCCCCACCCCCAUCAUCUGCAUCCCCGGCCCUGGCCCCACCCCAGUCAUCUGCAUCCCCAGCCCUGGCCUCGCCCUCCUCAUCUGCAUCCCCACCCGUGGCCCCGCCCUCCUCAUCUGCAUCUCCAUCCCUGGCCGCGCCCUCCUCAUCUGCAUCCCCACCCGUGGCCCCGCCCUCUUCAUCUGCAUCCCCAGCCCUGGCCCCGCCCUCCUCAUCUGCAUCCCCACCCGUGGCCGCACCCUCCUCAUCUGCAUCCACACCCGUGGACCCGCCCUCCUCAUCUGCAUCUCCAUCCCUGGCCCCGCCCUCCUCAUCUGCAUCCCCACCCGUGGCCCCGCCCUCCUCAUCUGCAUCUCCAACCCUGGCAGCGCCUCCCUCAUCUGCAUCCCCACCCGUGGCCCCGCCCUCCUCAUCUGCAUCUCCACCCCUGGCCCCGCCUCCCUCAUCUGCAUCUCCUCCUCUGCCCCGCCCUCUCCCUCUCCAGACCCGCCCUUUGCUCCUGUAGCCCUGCCCUCUUCUCUAGCCCCGCCCCCUGCCCAAGCCCCGCCUCCCUUGGCCUCGCCCACCAAUUUAGAGGUGUCUCCAGAGCUUCUGACCACGCCCCCUCCUCAGGAUACGCCCCCUGCUCAGGCCCCGCCUCCCCUGGCCUCGCCCGCCAUUGUGGAGGCGUCUCCAGAGCUUCUGACCACUCCUCCUCCUCCUCAGGCCCCGCCUCCCUCGGCCUUCCCCGCCACUAUAGAGGCUUUGUCUGAGCUUCUGACCACGCCCCCUCCUCAGGCCACGCCCCAUGCGCAGGCCCCGCCUCCCCAGACCUCACCCGCCAUUGCAGAGGUGUCUCCAGAGCUUCUGACCACGCCCCCUCAUCUGACCACGCCCACAGACCAAGCCUCGCCUCCUCCGGCCUUCCCCACCACUCUAGAGGCGUCUCCAGCUCCUCUGACCACGCCCCCUGCCCAGGCCCCGCCUCCCCUGGUUUUCCCCACCAUUGUUGAAGCUUCUCCUAGUCCUUUGACCACGCCCCCUCAUCAGGCCCCGCCUUCAGCCCAGGCCCCGCCUCUCCUGACCUCGCCCGCCAUUGUAGAGGUGUCUCCAGAGCCUCUAACCACGCCCCCUCCUCAGGCCCCGCCUCCCCUGGCCUUGUACUCCACUGCCCCGCCCCCUCCUCCUCCCACGCCAUUGGUGCAGCCUCCCUCCCCGCCGGCCCCGCCCCCUCCGCAGGCCCUGCCCCCCGCCCACCCGCCGAGCGGAGGACAUUUUCCUCAGGAGGCCCCGCCCCGCCUCAGCCUGGCCCCGCCCCCCGCCCCGCCCGCGCCGCCCUCUCGCAGCCCGUCCAGCACGCUGAGCGGCCCCGACCUGGCGGGCCACAGCUCCAGCGCCACCAGCACGCCCGAGGAGCUGCGCGGCUACGACAGCGGCCCCGACGGCGCCUGCGCGGACGACGGCGGCGACGAAGAGGAGGAGGAGCCGCUGCCCGCGCUGCACCCGGCCGCCUGGGGCCGCGGGGGCUCGGCUGCGCGCGCUUCGGCGGGUGAGCGUGGGGCGGGGCCUGCGCGCGCCCCCGGACGGGCUGUGCACCAUCUACGAGGCGGAGGCGCCCGAGGAGCUGCUGCCCCUGGGCGCGCUGCGGGCCGGCGUGGUGCAGCAGCUGCUGCUGGCGGCGGGGGGCGGCGGGGGCGGCGUCGGGGGGCCCGGGCGCCCCUCAGCGACGCCGAGCUGGGCCGCUGGGCCGAGCUGCUGUCCCCGCUGGACGAGUCCCGCGCCAGCAUCACCUCCGUCACCAGCUUCUCCCCCGACGACGUGGCCUCCCCGCGCGGAGACUGGACGGUGGUGGAGGUGGAGACGUUCCACUGA
Molecule: messenger RNA, 3801 nt
Organism: Meriones unguiculatus (Mongolian gerbil)
Lineage: Eukaryota; Metazoa; Chordata; Mammalia; Rodentia; Muridae
Gene: Prr36
Product: proline rich 36
Exons: 10
Coding region: 1-3801 (1266 amino acids)
Source: RefSeq, a predicted model, not a curated record